CAGGGAACAGUGCGGGAUAGAUACUCCGGGACAGCGAGAGCGAGAGCGAGAGGGAUCCCUGGACAGAGGGAGAGAAACACAGAGAGACAGAGAGAGACAGAGAGAGAGAGAGAUGACCCAGGACUGAGAGGGAGACAGCCCCACUCCCGGGGACACAGGGACCCCCUCUCGGGGAAACAGAGACAAAGGGACCCCCACACCCCCGCCCCGGUCGAUGCCACACUCGGGCAGCCCCCGGAGCCUGGCCGCGGGGGCUCGGCUUCCCUUUGGCGGGAUGGCGAGGCGGUCGGGGCUCUGCUGACCGACAGACCAUCCGCACCCCCAACCCCACUGGCCGUCCCAAUCUCUCUCUCUCUCUCUCUCAGUGCCCGGUGCUGCCCGCCUCCUGUCGCUCUCCCUGAACCGGCUCGCCACCUCUCGGCUGGGGCAAGGACGGACGGAGCGAGGGAGGACACUCGGCCCUUCGCUCCUGCGGCGGUCCCACCGCACACCAUGUCCACCGACUUCGAGCGGCUGUCCCUGAACUCCUCGGCUAACUCCAUGGUGUCGGCCAGCGGCUCGGGCGGCCGCUCGCUCUCGUCCAACGUGAGGAAGCUGCACAACGCUCUGAACGUUUUACUGAGCGACUACGAGAGGGAGCAGUUCAUCCACUGCCUGAACGUCUACCACUCCAAGCGCAACGUCUUUGACCUGGUGCAGACUUUGAAAGUGAUCUUGAACAGCCCGGAGAAGCGGCAGCUGCUGCCCAUGCUGCGGCUGGUCAUCCCCAGGUCUGACCAGCUGCUGUUUGACCAGUACACCUCGGAGGGACUAUACCUGAAAACAGAGCUGCUCACCCCGGCCACUGACAGCAGCCAAGCCCGCUCCGCCACUGCCAGCCACCUCCAUCAAUUAGACUCCCAAGUUUCCAGACAAGUGCAAGUAAAUUUCAGCACUGAUCAACGGACAGCUCCUUUCUAUCCAAGCUUAGUAAUGAAAGAAAAUUAUGGCGAGAUCAGGCAGGUGGCACUGAAAAGAAACAAAACAAAUGAAGGUUUGGGUUUCAGCAUCCGAGGAGGAGCUGAGCAUGGGGUCGGCAUCUAUGUGUCACUUGUUGAACAAAACUCAUUAGCUGAAAAAGAAGGGCUUCGAGUAGGAGAUCAGAUCUUGCGAGUGAAUGACAAGGUGUUUGAUAAAGUCACCCAUGGAGAAGCUGUUAAGAUCGAUAUCCAAUGUUCCUCUAAGCCGUUCAGCAGGGCAGCAACCCAGAAGACCAAGCACAAGACCACAUUGGUACUGAAAGGCUCCAAAAAGUUGGUUCUGUAUGUGCGCUCAGUGGGCCGUAUUCCAGGAGGCUAUGUCACCAACCACGUCUACACUUGGGUGGAUCCACUAGGCCGUAGUGUUUCCCCACCACCCAAUCUGCUCGAACACAAGAGUAACACACAGCGGAGCAAGGAGAGCGAAAAGAAGAGUCAUCUUCAACUACUCCGAGAUGGCGAUGAGAAGAAGGUAAACCUUGUCCUGGAUGAUGGGAAGUCAUUGGGCCUGAUGAUCCGAGGUGGUGCUGAAUAUGCCUUAGGAAUUUACAUCACAGGAGUGGACCAGGGAUCUGCAGCAGAAAGUACAGGCCUGAAGGUUGGAGACCAGAUUAUAGAGGUGAAUGGCAGAAGUUUUCUCAAUAUUCCCCAUGAUGAAGCUGUGAAAAUUUUAAAGUCUUCACGCCAUCUCAUGAUGACAAUAAAGGAUGUUGGAAGACUGCCUCACACUCGGACUGUGGUGGAUGAGACUAAGUGGAUUACAGGCUCAGAGCUCAGUGAGACAGCUGCCUUUAGUGGCUCUGCAGGGAUUGCUGGAGAAGAUGUUGGGAAGGCUACUGCUAAGCCUACAUUUUACAAAGCAUUGGCGGGGUCACAGGUCAUGCUGAGCAGUUUAGUGAACCAGGCACGUGCCAUGCUGGAUGAACAGGCCCGGCAUCUACUUAACGAACAUGAGCGGACAACUAUGGCCUAUUAUCUUGAUGAAUACAAGGAAAACAAUAUAACUGUUCAGGCCUUGGUUAUGGCUCUCUUCGAACUCCUAAACACACAUGCAAAGUUCUCCUUGCUUUCGGAGGUUCGGGGUGUAAUCUCCCCUCAAGAUCUGGAUAGAUUUGAUAAUAUGGUAUUGAAACGUGAGAUUGCGUCAAUGAAAGCUCGCCAGAAUUCCAGCACAGGCACGGAUUCCUACUCUGUCAUGUCUUAUGGAGACACAGCCUCAUCCUCCGUUAGUUACUUCACAUCUACAACACUCAGUUCAGCCCGGAAUGACACAGAUCUUGCAAGAACAAAUGACCAGCUGGAAGGAGACACUGGAAAGUUGCCAGAUAUCUCUCUUGAUAAUGUGCAGCCCUUUACUGACAACGUGUCAAACUAUAGACCUCUUCGAACUGAGUCCACCAGUCCCGCGUCUUCACAGCAAAAGACAAUGGGAGACAGACCAAAGCGGAACUCAACAGAGUCAUCACAGUCGGGCCUUUUCUUCACGGUACCUCACAGUCCUUCACUAACCACCACAAUCAUCGAUACCGAUGCCACAAGUGACGGUUCUUCGCUUGCUUCUGCCUCUGCUUCAGUUGUUUCGACAGAUGAGUCUCUUUGUACAGUACACACUAAAAACUUAAAAAUACAAACUAUGAGCAGCGAGGUGACAGCCCAACUCUCCCGUGUCAACCAGCAUAUCAUCGGACCCUUUCCCAGAGUUAAGUCUCCAACACAAUUGCUGUCUAAUACCUCGGAGAGUGUAUCACCAUCUCUUCCAAACCCACCACCAUAUGUUCCAGCCCCUCUUCCACCAGGGUCAACAGAGAAGCCACACUCACAGUUAGCAGCAGCCAACCAGCACUUUGUAAUGGUAGAAGUGCAUCAGCCAAAUGGUGAACCUGAUGUCAAUGAAGUUAGGACAUUACCACAAUCUCGAGAAACUAUGCCACUGUUCCCACCAGCUGCUGCCCUUUCCCAGCUAUCUGACAGUGGGCAGACUCUCAGCGAGGACAGUGGGGUUGAUGUUGGUGAAAUGGGUGGCAACAGCAAAGACAGCAGUCCCGUACCUGCGAAGGGAAAAGUCACCAAGGAAACGUCGGGGAAUGAAUCCAAACCAGAGGCCAUUUUAAAGCCACCUGGUUUAUUGGAGCCAACCUCGGUGUUGGUGAGAGUCCCGAAAAGUGCACCCACUCUGGGCAUUGCCAUUGAAGGAGGAGCUAACACACGCCAGCCAUUACCCCGAAUCGUUACCAUACAGAGGGGAGGAUCAGCACAUAAUUGUGGGAAGUUGAAAGUUGGCCAUGUGAUUUUGGAGGUCAACGGAAUUGCACUUUGCGGAAAAGAACACAAAGAAGCUGCAAGAAGAAUAGCAGAAGCGUUUAAAACCAAAGAGAGAGAUUACAUUGAUUUCCUGGUAACAGAAUUCAAUGUAGCACUUUAAGAACCACUGCUGCUGAACACUGCUGCUAACGAACGUAUCUUUGAAAAAAACUAUGAUAAUGUACCCUCAUUAAAACUCCAGGCUUUACAACAGACACAAAGAAGUAAUGAGUCUCCAGCUGCUGCAUUUACACCGUUUCUUUCUCAAGGACCACAUGCUGUCUGCGCUGGCUGACAGUAGUUCUGCUCAGUAGAAUCCGCAAUGAGAAGAAAAUGUAAAUUUGUGCAUGUGCAGAAUCCAGGUUUUGGUUUCAGCUUUUUCCAUUUAAUUUCACUUUUCUGAAUGAUGCCCGUGUACGGCAAGUACAAUCUGUACCGUUCUUUCUGUAAGUGGUUACACAUCCAAUGUGCUUCCCUAAUUAACCUGAGCCAGGAUUAACGUUAAAGCAUGUUAGGAGACCAACAGGUUCAUCUUCACUGCACAUAGCACCACCCGGAAACACUGCGAUCAUAGCAGAUAUGGAGAUAGAGCUGCAGCUAGGACUGUGUUUGUUUGCGCCUUAAAGCAUUUUCGGACAUUGUUCUUCCCUCACUCUACUGCAGAGGUGGCGAAGGGGAGGUGCAGGUUGUGGGACUGUGGCGAUGGGGGGGGGGGGGGGGCGGAGGCAUUUCCAGAUUUACUUAGUGACUUGUCGACGCUCAGACAUCCCGUUUGCACAGUCUGCCUUAAACAGCAAAAUGAAAAUGUCUAGGCUUUCCUUCAGAGAGUGUUUUAUUCCCAUUCGAUUUGUCGAUGCUGCAGGAGUUGGUGGUUAACCUCCUGGAGACCGCUGAAGGUACUGGGAUUCCAGCCUGCAUUUGUUCCUUUAGUUUGUUCGGUUUUUACAUCUUCAUUGGUAACUCCGCUCAGAUUAAGGGAACUGCUAGUUGACUGGAUGGAGUGACUGGGGGUGUGAGAUCAGAGGCUGAAACUUCCAGGAAAUGACCAACCCCAAGUGGAAACUCUCGUCAACUUGAUUGGUACAUUUCUGUUAAAGUCAGUUGUGCGUUCAAGUUACAAUGGCACACUGAAUUGGGUUAGUUCUCUAAUGCUGCAUACCUCCAUCACUACUGCAGAGGCUCAAAGAUUCAGAAGGCAUGCCAAGUGUAAGGGCAAUGGGUCAACUUAAGAGGAUACCAAGAGCCCCGAAGAUGUGAAGAGGGAUGCCCACCCCAUUCUGAGUCGCGCAGUUGCCGUAUAAAUCCCCUUGGGCGGCAACACGCAGAUUUUCUGGUCUAUGUGAAGCGAGUUCCAAACACAACAGAAACUUCUUGCUUAGAAGCAUGAAAUCUUUUGAAGGAAAACACCACACACACGCACACACAUACACACACACA
This is a messenger RNA of Chiloscyllium plagiosum (whitespotted bambooshark), 4757 nucleotides long. Its product is annotated as whirlin. Gene Ontology annotation, cellular component: cilium; photoreceptor inner segment; stereocilia ankle link complex. NCBI's taxonomy places the organism in Eukaryota, Metazoa, Chordata, Chondrichthyes, Orectolobiformes, Hemiscylliidae. Gene Ontology annotation, biological process: sensory perception of sound; auditory receptor cell stereocilium organization. The record is from RefSeq and is a predicted model, not a curated record. Gene Ontology annotation, molecular function: protein binding.